AUGGCAUCUCCAAUCGGUUGCCCUUUACUAGUGACUAUUCCAGUAGAUAAUAAUUUGGUUGAACAGGCGUAUCGUAUGCUUGAAAGCAAAUACAUUCAUCGUCAACAAGAUGAUUUCAAUGUUGUUACAAGCACGAUCAAACAUUCGGAUAUGGAUAAGUACAUUGAAACUUUACUUGAACAAUACAAAAACGCUAACGAAGAAGUUAAGAAUUACAUUCGGCGAUUAAAACUUAUCUCAGAAGGGACAAACAUGGCGAAAGCUUUGGUCACUGGUACUAAAACUCACAUAUCUGUUUCUGUUUUUGUUACAAGCCGAAGAAAAACAAAUACAAGCGAUGAUCACAAGAUUUUGAUUGCUUCAAUGGAAAAAACAUUUGAAGUACGUCCAAAUGUUCCAUUUGCAGCGUCCCGGGCUCUCAUAUAUGCAAUACCAUUUAUUCCUCUCGCAGCAAUUCUUUUUCCUUUCGGUGUCUGGUACGACUUGUUCAACAUUGGGGACGACAAAAAAACUCAGGAAAUUUUAGCAAAAUUGAACGAUGAAGAAAAUAAGAAAUGUUUGGAAGCAAUGGCUUUUCAUAUUCUCGGCAAAAAGAUUCAAUCACACAUAGGCGAAUGUGUUCAAGUGCGUUUUGUUCAAAGCUGA
Molecule: messenger RNA, 645 nt
Organism: Adineta ricciae
Lineage: Eukaryota; Metazoa; Rotifera; Eurotatoria; Adinetida; Adinetidae
Source: the annotation of a GenBank genome assembly